AUGGAUCGCCUAGCUUCUGCCAAAAUACCAGCCUCCACGGCCAAUCCUUCUCUCUAUUCCUUCGCUGUUCCCUCUGUUGCAUACGGCAAGUCUGCAACAUGGUUCUAUACUACCAUCGCAAUCGUCAUUGCUCUUCUUGUCCUUGAACAGUCCGUCUAUCGCUUCAAGAAGCGCCAUCUUCCCAGCGACAAGUGGACAAUCCCCCUCAUCGGUAAAUUUGCAGACUCCAUGUCGCCAUCCAUGGAAUCCUACAAGAAACAAUGGAAUUCUGGUGCUCUUAGCGCGGUCAGCGUCUUCAAUAUCUUCAUCGUAAUGGCCUCCUCAAAUGAAUACGCACGCAAGAUUCUCAACUCCCCUUCCUUCGCAGAACCUGCCCUGGUUCAUGCUGGUAAACAAAUUCUUUCCCCUGAGAACUGGGUGUUCCUUACUGGGAAAGACCAUGUGCAAUAUAGACGUGGUUUGAAUGCUUUAUUCACUCGCAAGGCCCUUGGUAUCUACGUCGCCAUUCAGGAGAGCAUCACGCGCAAGCAUCUCAAAAACUGGCUUGCGGAGGCUGCGAAGACGGGUGCAGCUCAGCCCAUCAUGAUGACUGCCCGAGCCAUGAACAUGGAUACUUCCUUGCGCGUCUUCUGUGGAAAUCACAUCCCCGAGCACGCCGCUCGAGAAAUUAAUGAGAAAUACUGGGCAAUUACGCAAGCACUCGAACUCGUCAACUUCCCCCUAGCUUUGCCUGGAACCAAAGUUUACAAAGCGAUCCAAGCUCGUAAAGUUGCCAUGCGGUGGCUCGAACUCGCCGCCCAUAACAGCAAAAUCGCGAUGGCUAAUGGCGCUGAGCCGGAGUGCAUGCUGGACGAGUGGGUUCAAGUACUCGCCGACCCGACGUACAACUAUCGAAAAGAAUUUAGCGACCUCGAGAUGGCCAUGGUCGUAUUUUCGUUCUUGUUUGCAUCGCAAGAUGCCAUGUCCAGCGGUUUGAUCUAUGGUUUCCAACAUCUCGCUGAUCAUCCUGAGGUUAUGGCAAAGGUCAAAGAAGAGCAGGAGCGAGUUCGUCAGGGCGAUUACGAGCGAGCAUUGUCUCUUGAAACGCUGGCUCAAAUGCCUUAUCUUCAGGCUGUUGUCAAAGAAAGCAUGCGAGUACAACCUCCCGUUCUGAUGGUCCCGUACAAAGCUACCAAAGCCUUCCCCAUCACUGAUGAUUACACUGUUCCAGCCAACAGCAUGGUCAUCCCAUCCUUUUACAACUCUCUUCACGACAGCUCCGUUUACCCCGAUCCAGAGUCCUUUAACCCUGAGAGGUGGUUAGAUCCUCAGGGCCUGGCGAAUUCUAACCCAAAAAAUUAUCUCGUUUUUGGGAGUGGACCUCAUCGCUGCAUCGGCCUCGAAUACGCAACCAUGAACAUGACACUGGUGCUUGCUACUGCAUGUGCCAUGAUGGAUUGGGAACACGAGGUCACUCCUCUUAGCAACACUGUCGAGAUUAUUGCGACUUGCUUCCCUAAAGAUGGUUGUAAACUCAAACUUACACCGCGUAUCCAUUCAUAAGCAAAUAUGCUUAAUUAUAAAAUACGUUAAAAUACCCUAAUAUUUAUGAGAAGAGCACAAGCCCCAUUGACCAAGAUAAGGAGGAGGUAUAUAGAUCAUUGAAGUUAUCAUAAGUGCUAAAGAUUGCUUGCUAGAAUGAGUUAUUUACAGUCUGCGAACAAGUAGAGGAAGUGAACUGGCGGUU
This is a messenger RNA of Laccaria bicolor S238N-H82, 1726 nucleotides long. RefSeq names its product cytochrome P450 sterol C22-desaturase (gene ERG5). The transcript is spliced from 6 exons. The record is from RefSeq and is a predicted model, not a curated record. Gene Ontology annotation, biological process: sterol metabolic process. Bases 1 to 1542 code for a protein of 513 amino acids. Lineage: Eukaryota; Fungi; Basidiomycota; Agaricomycetes; Agaricales; Hydnangiaceae. Gene Ontology annotation, molecular function: iron ion binding; oxidoreductase activity, acting on paired donors, with incorporation or reduction of molecular oxygen; monooxygenase activity.